GAGGAGCUCUUUUAUCAAUUGACCUGAGCCGCGCGUUCGACAUGGUGCCGCGCUGGGCUCUGUCAGCUUCGCUGCAUCGCGCUUCGGUUCCUGCAGACUUGCAUGAUCUCAUUCUUGACAUCCAUCAGGAUUGCCUGUAUCGCAUCAAAGUAGGAGAGCAGGAGCGGCAAUUUCUGAUGCAGCGCGGCAUCCGUCAAGGGUGCUCGCUGUCGCCAUUGUUGUUUGCCAUCUUCACGGGGUGGUUGUAUGAUGAGCUGUGUUCCCGUGUGGGGCAGGAAUGGGCCGACGAGUUUAUUACUCUGUAUGCAGAUGACUCCUUGCUGCAAUGGAUCAUCAACAGCACGGCCGAUCUUGACCAUAUGUGUAGGUGCAUCAGAUCUACAUUUGAUCUCCUUACAUCCACGGGGAUGCAGGUCAACGCGGCAAAAUCACAGCUGAUCAUACAAUUGCAGGGAGCCACUGGCAAGCGUUGGCUGAAAGCACAUCUGCAUCGUGCAAAGGAGGGCUUUACCGUUAGCGUGGGCACGCCUUCUCAUCCGAUUUAUCUCCCUCGAGUUAGUCACUUCACCUAUCUAGGCGUAGUGGCCUCCCUUGGUAGUUUCGAGAUGCAGACGUGCAAACAUCGGCUGCGGGCCGGAGCGCAGGUCAAGGACAUUCGCAUGCAUCACAAGACCAGCAUGGCCGGAGCGGAGGAGAUGGAGUUGGAUCAGUCCAGGGCGGCUCAGGCCCAGCUUCGCGAGGUGCUGGGCACAGCAACACCCUUCUCCUUUGGAGGGUCCGGAACAGCCAAGAAGUCGGAACGGGAGACAGAGGACGACAAGGACAUGCAGCCGGCGCCGAAGUUCCCGAGGGGGCAGAACAAAGGGGCCCAGGGUGGCAAGGGCUGGAAGGAGACCCAGACCUCCUACUCGGGCCAAAGCUGGUGGGGGAACAAGGCUCGAGGCAGCCAGGAGGAUCCCUGGGCGGAAGCG
Molecule: messenger RNA, 971 nt
Organism: Symbiodinium necroappetens
Lineage: Eukaryota; Dinophyceae; Suessiales; Symbiodiniaceae
Source: the annotation of a GenBank genome assembly